Messenger RNA from Diutina rugosa, 363 nucleotides. RefSeq names its product 40S ribosomal protein eS10 (gene RPS10). Gene Ontology annotation, molecular function: structural constituent of ribosome; RNA binding. Gene Ontology annotation, cellular component: cytosolic small ribosomal subunit. The coding region runs from base 1 to 363 and encodes 120 amino acids. The transcript has a single exon. The record is from RefSeq and is a predicted model, not a curated record. Lineage: Eukaryota; Fungi; Ascomycota; Pichiomycetes; Serinales; Debaryomycetaceae.
AUGUUGAUUCCCAAGGACGACAGAAAGAAGAUCCACCAAUACUUGUUCCAAGAAGGUGUCGUUGUUGCCAAGAAGGACUUCAACCAACCCAAGCACGACGAAAUUGACACCCGCAACUUGUAUGUCAUCAAGGCCUUGCAAUCGUUGACCUCGAAGGGCUACGUCAAGACCCAGUUCUCGUGGCAAUACUACUACUACACCUUGACCGACGAAGGUGUCGACUUCUUGAGACAAGAGCUCAACAUCCCCGAAGGCAUCUUGCCCUUGACCAGAUUGAAGACCGCCCCCGCCGAAAGACCCCGCAUGCAAAGAGGUGGCCCCAGAAGAGGUGGUGACCAAUACCGGAGAAGAGCCAGAGACUAG